CCCCUCCGAAUCCUUACCGCUUGCCGCAUUUUCACGUUCUUCCCCGCAUUUUCUCGUCUUCCACCAUUGGCGCUAGUCCCCCAAAUGGCGGCCCUAUCUUACCUCUGCUCCCCGCAUUUCGCGCCGGUGGAUAUUGUGCGCAUUGCCCCGCGCACGCCCCCGCACAAUGCCGCACGCGCCGUUCCCCGUACGUCCCCGCGCGCGUCCUUCUCCGCUCGCCCCCUCGCUCUUCACCGCGAGCACGCGCAACAGCAGCUUGCGCCAUUCCCCCCGCCACCAUCUUCCCCCGCUCCCCCGAAGGGGGUGCCGCUCCCCCGGCGGCACACCCGCUCCCGCCAUUCGGUUCCGCCCAGCCACCCCCGCGGACAUGGGGACGAUUCAGCGACUGGUGCUGUCAGAAUUCAUGAAUCCCCUCAGUCUGGACGUGCGGCGCUUCGUGGUGGCAGAGGCAGCAGCAGCAGCAGCAGCAGCAGCAGCAGCAGGAGAGGGUGCCGGAGGGGCAGGGAAGGGGGAGGUGGAAGCAGGGUGGCGGUUGGUGGGCGCAGGGCAGAUGAAGGAGUGGAAGCCAGAAGGCGGGUAGGGGCAGGAGCAGGGCCUCUGAUGGAGUUGAGGAGCCUGGUCGUGCUGCCAGAAUGCGAGGCCAUGGCAUAGGUUCCAAAUUGGUAUCAGAGCUGCUCAAGUCAGUGCAAGGCCGAGGCGCCGUGCACUUGCUCACUAUAGGGGCCAGGUGCGUGCGGCUCCCCCUCUGCAACCGCACUCCCUCCUCAUCCGCACACCACCCUCUCUUUUUCACGUGAGGAGUCUGUUUUUGAGGCGCCUCAACUAUAGGGGCCAGGUGUGUGCAUCCCACACUGCACCCGCACUCCCUCCUCAUCCGCACACCACCCUCUCUCCCUCACUCCCUCUACUUUCCUUCGGCCUUAUGCUUAGUAUGUGUGCUCUCCGCCUACAAUUCCCUCGGUUUCCUGCCUACCUUUCUGGUCUGCAUCUGUCUUUUUCGCCAUUCGUGAACUCUGCGUUCAAGUCUUCUAACGGCCUUCUACGAAAGCAUGGCUUUCACGAAGUGUCUGCUGACGCAGUGCCUUCUCAACUGCAGUUGGAGCUUUCCUUGGCUCCUUUUGUUGCUAGCUUUGCUGCUGGCGAUAGGUGCCUUUGCAUGAAAGCAGUAGUGUAACGUUUCAAGACAACUACCAUACUUGUUUUUGUUGGAAGUAUUGCUUGAAAACAGGGUACAAACAGCGAGCCA
Molecule: messenger RNA, 1246 nt
Organism: Closterium sp. NIES-67
Lineage: Eukaryota; Viridiplantae; Streptophyta; Zygnematophyceae; Desmidiales; Closteriaceae
Source: the annotation of a GenBank genome assembly